CAAAAUUUCUCCUUCGUUGUUUCCUUGCAUGCGCUCGGCCGGCCCUAUGGCCGAUGACCGUGAUCCUGCUGCCUGAUUUUGGCAGUGAACGUUAAACUUUAUCAGUUUGAUCAACAACGCAAACCCUCGACCAAAUUGGGAGCCCAUUAAGCAUGGAAGCGUCCCGAGAGAUCCCGAGCCACAUCGUCGCUUCUGUAGCUGGAGCUGAUGCCGGCGUGUAUGAGAAUGCAAACACCAUCACCAAAUGGCUUGUGAGCCAGCCUCUCGCCGAUCAGCCACUGGUGGCCGAAGCCAUUUUCCGGAAACUGUUGCAGGAAGCGUCCCGGUCAAGGCAGUACCACGGCAAUGGCCAUGCUUGUGUCAAGCUCUGCAGCUUUGUCGAGCAAUGUUCCAAGUCGAGUGAUGAAGCCGUGAGGCUGUGGGCUUCCAAUGAGAGCCUGUCAGCAGAGCUCUUCCACUUCUACCUAGAGUGGUACGAGCACGAUCCUCAUCGGGCCUUGCGGCUCGUGUUGGACCUGCUUGUGGCUUCCUCGACAUCCAAUCCGGUGCCUGAGACGGGGGAAUCGGUGAAGAACCACAUCCUGGAAACGCUCGUCUCAAUCGUUGCCCGAAAGUCGCCGCGGCAAUUGACAAAAUCAGGCCUUCAGUGUCUGGACCACUUCUUGAACAAGCGGGCGUUUGAUCUUACGGCUAUCGCCACGAAAUACAAGGAGGUAGAGCCAUCCGUGGCCAACCUGUCAAGCUUGCCCUUAUGGAGAUCUUUCGCUUUUCAGCUCUUCUCCUGGAUGGACCUUCCCUACGUCUGCCCGCUAGCCGGCAAGUGUCUCGUUCACAUUUUCCGAGGGUUAAUGAUAGCAGAGCGGGGCCAAGCGGCGCCAGACUCGCCAGGCUUCUCCCUCGAAGUUUGGCGGCAGUGGCUUCAAGACGCCUUGUCCCGUAAUCCGGAGAUCCUUGAAGACAUCAAGAAUUAUGUGCUCGCGCCAGUAUUCAAAACAGAUCGAGAGACGUCGUUAGCGAUCUUGGAGAUGUUCAAUCGGGGCCAGCCCUUGACUGGCACCAUUGAGGAUCCCAGCAACCAGGGCCUCCUCCUCCAGCUGACCACCCUCGAGCUAGGCAAGAAGUACGGGCUGGUCGAGGAACCUGGAAGCGGCGACGACGUGUCUCAGCAGCCAGCAAUUAAAAACAUCGUCCUUCGAGGGAAUCUCUUGGACAAGCUGCUCGCACAUCCCUCUGUGUCUGUCAGGUCUAGCGCCUUUGCCUUGUUGGUUUCAUCCCCAGCCACUACCAAACCGUUUUCCGAGGUGGCCUUGGAUCUUCUCAAGACACAUCUUGCAGCGUUCCAUGCGGACUAUGAUGCCAGCAUCCGUGAUGAGGUGCUUGGCCAUACCAAAAACCUUAUCAGGAGGGCAAAGAACGUUAUGACUGUCGCCCAACGAAGUCUUCGAACCUGCGAGUCAACAGGCGAGGGAAUUGGCCGGCCUGUCAAGAGGAAAUUCGGCUCGGGGGUUGCGCCAAAGGAUGUCGGUGAAGCAAGAGAGAUUCUUGAUCGCCACGAGGCUUUCUUGAGGUGGUACAUGAACUUUCUGCAAACUGAGUUGCUACCGACAGCGUCAUAUCAGCGACACAUAACAGCAGUCAAAGCCACGCUUUUGCUCCUCAGAGUUGGGAAGCAUGCCGGAGCUAUCGAUGACACGGUCGAUGGUGACAUCGCACAGCUCAUCUUGUCAAACUCCACCUGGAUCCGGCUUCUUCUCGACCUUUUGCUGGACCCGUUUGACGACGUGAGGGACAGCGCAGCUACGGCGCUGAGCUUGCUUCGGCCGAAAACCGUUCAAGCACAGGCGGUGAAUCCCGCCAACCUCCUCGGCACCCUCAGACAAUUUUGCGACCGAGCCAGCAAGCUCGCUGAUAGAACUGGGCGAGCCGACCAUGGCGACGGAGCUGCGCGCUCACAAGGCCUUCUGUGCAGUUGGUUGGCUGACCGGGACUCGCAAAUCUCUCUGCUCUCUGAGAUCCUCCAGAGAGUCGAGUCAAAGAUAUCCAAGGCGGAGGAGGACUUGGGUCACGCUGCUAUCGAGAGUCCGGUGCAUGCGGACUUCGCGGCUAUUGGCUACGUGUGGCGAGUCCUAGCCAAAGGAGUAUACUCCAACGACCAGCUCGAAGUUCUUACCCAUCUACAACGGCGGGUCUUUUUCUGCGCGCGGCAGAUAUGGCUCACAGUCCAGCAUGUUCUCUGCGAUGACUCCCCAGAGGGUCAUCUGCCAGAGGAGCUCGAGGAUAUUGAGGGCUUGGACACCAAAGACUUGUUGAGCUAUAGCUUCAGGGCGGUACAUGAAUCGAGCAACCUCUUGCGCCUCUUGGUGGGAACCCUCAGGUCGAAGAAAGCACCAGGCGUACCCUUCCCGCCAUUGGAUGUCUUCAGAGAGACUGGCUACCUAGCGUUUGAGCAACUUGCUAGUCUACGCCACCGCGGGGCGUUCUCGACUGUGUCCUACACUUUCACAACCUGCUGCCAACUUACGCAGCAGGUGCGGAGCGUCUACACCGAUAUGGACGAGUCCGAGAAUCUGCUUCGUGAAUGGUACCAGGGAACGAUAGAUUGCAUUAUGACCCAAGCGUCGACUACCCGUAGGUCAGCAGGGAUCCCAUCCCUCAUCGCAGCUGUCCUCUCUGCAAACGCUGCCUCCCCAUCCUUCGACGAGGUUUAUGGGACUCUCGAGAAGAUUGGCAGAAAACGUGUUCGGAUGUCCGAAACCGACGGGUCAAAUCUGCCCCAGGUGCAUGCCCUCAAUUCCUUGAGGGAGAUCUUCAGGAGCUCGCUCUUGAGCAAGCGUGCCGAGGGCUACUUGGCAAGGACCCUUCAUCUAGCCGCAACCAGUUUGAGAUCCGAAGUCUGGGCUAUCCGGAACUGUGGCCUUCUCCUCCUGAGGAGCCUUAUCGACUCUCUUCUCGGGACAGGCGAAAAUAAAGCUGCCAUUGAAUCGGGCUGGGACGGUCGCUCGGUUCGCAUUUCGUUCAACAAAUACCCUACGCUGCCAGGCGUCCUCCUAAGUCUGCUCCGGUCCGCCGAUGAGACGCUGGAUCCAGGAUCCCAAUCCGGCGCAGCCGAGGCCGUGUUUCCAGUGCUAGACAUCAUCCGACGUGCAGGCCCUCCCGAAGAACAUCGGUCCGAGUUGCGGAAGCACAUUGAAGGGUAUCUCGGAAGUCGACUUUGGCACGUCCGGGAGAUGGCCGCGAGAACCCUUUGCUCGUUCCUGCUGCAGGAAGACUGGGCGAAGGAGCUCGGUCGACUCCUCAACCAGUCAGGGACCAGGACAAACCAACUUCAUGGUGCUCUGCUGACCGCACGAUUUGUCAUCGAACGCAAGGCGGAGUUGGGCGUCGCUCUCCAGUCAGAAUCGGCUUCGGUUGAGACCGUUCUGAAGGAGCUGGGUCAGAAGACUGAGCUCUUUAGGCAUUGCGCACAACUACAGGCCGCGUAUCUUGAGAUCUUGAAUGUGCUCGCAAGCCUUGGCUGUCGCGAACAUGUGACAAAAGCAGCACUAUCUCCAGUCAUUUCGGAGCAUUGCCGCGGAUCCUCCUCCGCUCUUCUCAACAUGCACGCCUCCCUGAAGGUGGUCUACGAUGCCAUGGCAAUUGGUGAUAUCGAUGGUCUGCGAACACAUCUCUUAAAGUCAAUCCAGAACGACGCCAACACGGCAACCCGGAUGCUGGAAAAGAUCCCCGAAGCGCGGAAACAAGCGAAAGUCCCGAGUGCCGAAUCAGAACUAUGCGAUCUGUAUCUCGAGAGCUGUGCCGUCUCCCUCGCACCUGAGGUGCGAGCCCAGGCGCUGUUGAAUCUAGGAUCACUGAUAGACGAGAUUCUCAGCCGCGACGACAUUACGCGGCUUCCGAGCGAUGAACGACUGGACCAGUUGUGGCGUGAGAUCCGGAAGGGAGACAUGAAUCCGACUUUGUCACAUGCAAUCAUCGAGACAAGCGGAAGCAUCAUGGCUGUCUUUGUAUCCCGCGACUCUGACAAGCUCGACAACAUGGAGUGGAGGGUCCGAAGCUGGGGAGACAUGCUAAGUGAUUGCUUGGACGUGGAUAAUCCCUUCGACACCAGAUACGCAGCGGCCGUGGCCCUCAGGUCCUUCUUCAGCGGCGCCAGACGCCUCAGCUUGGACUCCAAAUACCUGCCGGUCCUCUCGGCACUCUACGACGGUCUGAUCGACGAUGACGAGGAAGUCCGCGAGGCAGCCGCGAGCGCGGCCUCUGCUCUCACUGGUGCCGCCGCAGUUGCCCCGGCCGCGGCGGAUGGCCUGGUCGGGUGGCUGCGGGAGCGCUUUGGAGAGUCGGAAGAGUUCAGGGCGCGCCUUGUGUGCAGGAUGGUUGGCCAGGCGUACACCCUGCCGGGCCCGCUGCAGCUGGUGCCUGCCGAGAAACAGCUUUGCAAGGCGCUGGACUUCGACGAUUCGCUGUUUGCCGCCGAGGAGCAGAACCUCUUCAUCGACGAGGUGAGGGAGACGGCUAGGUGGCGACGAGCUUUUGCGGAUCUACGGCACUCGGGCGAGGAUCAGUCGUUCGGCUGCCUCAAGAGCUGGGUGGAGGAGGGGUUGAACUGUCUCAUUGGUCUUGCGCAAGAGGAGGACGGACCGCUCGGGUGGACGUCGAACCAGCAUGUGUUUGCCGUGUGCGCUCGCGUCCUGCUCUCCGCUGUGGCGAUUACCGGGAUCGGGCAGGAUGAGGGAGCGGUGAUUGUGGAGCUGCUGAGAAAGUUCAGGGAAGUGGGCGAAAAGUGCAGGAUCCACGGGUCGUUACUGAGCAUGGCGAGGUUGGUCUCGGUGGCUUACAAGAUGCCCUAGCGAGGUUCACCCCUGAAGAAACGAAGCAUGGUGUUGUUGCCGCC
Molecule: messenger RNA, 4888 nt
Organism: Thermothielavioides terrestris NRRL 8126
Lineage: Eukaryota; Fungi; Ascomycota; Sordariomycetes; Sordariales; Chaetomiaceae
Exons: 9
Coding region: 153-4844 (1563 amino acids)
Biological process (GO): tRNA methylation
Cellular component (GO): cytosol
Source: RefSeq, a predicted model, not a curated record